This is a messenger RNA of Linum trigynum, 2259 nucleotides long. Lineage: Eukaryota; Viridiplantae; Streptophyta; Magnoliopsida; Malpighiales; Linaceae. The record is from the annotation of a GenBank genome assembly.
GUAUUUUGUCGAUAUAUUUAUUUUCUGCGAUUUAUUGGCAUGAAGGCCAAAAAAAAUCCCGGGAAAAAUCUGAAAAACGAACAGAAAAUUGCUGGAAAAAUUGCACGAAAAUGCAGAAAAUUAUACAGAGAAUUAUGUCCUUUGCCAGUCGCCAAUAAUCUUUCAUCCCUGUGCUGAAAAAAUAAUGUAGAUCGGGCCAGUCCCCAAUUGGCGACGAUGACGACGAACUCAGUUAGGUUUCUUUCCCAUUCCGUUCUUUGAGUAGGAGACUUCGACUGGUAGGCCGCGGUGGGAGAAAUCGACGUGGCUUGCGAAAAUUCGAAGCCCUCCUCUUCUUCAUGCCACCACAUCCGGCCUUCUUCGGUGUUUGAUUUGGAUUCGGAGAAUCGUCGCCCCGCCGGCGGCGCUUGUGAUUCCGAGGGAGCAUCCAGUUACUUGUCUUCUUUCGUUAAUAAUGGGAGGAGGACUGGGAAUCGCUGGCAGAUGACACUUGAUAGCUUCGUCGGCGGGAAGGCGGAGGCUGGGCGGCAAGUGGGUUGUUGAGGAUGCAAAAGAGUCUGCAGGGAAGAUGAUGGGGUUUAGGGAAGGUGGAUUUAGUUGUGUUGAGAUUGAUGCUAAGACUUGGGUAUAUCCAGAUCAGUUUUUUUCUUCUUUUCUUUUGGUGAUUGCUAUCAUGCUAUGUGAAUCUCUUUCAUUUGAUAUCUGUUUUUUCUCAGCCAUUGGAAGGUCUGUGUGAAGAACUAAGGAACGUAGAUAUCAGCACGACGUCUUCCUUGUAACCUUUGGUCAUAUUAACUGAAAUGGGGAUGGAAAAGCUCUGACCUUUUUGUGCUCAUAAUCUUCAGAAGCUGGGACUGAUAUCAUCCCAUGUGUUCACAACAGAAAGAUUGAAUUUGUUGAGGUAAGAACUACUGUUCAUAACGAUGCCUUCAGGAAUCGUUUUGGUGAAACUAUGACAGCUAAUGAUGUUAACUACUCUGCUUUCUGCUGUUGGACAUUUGCAGAACCACUCUGGCCUACUGCCCUAAUAAUAUAUUCGACACAAAGGUAAUUGGAUUGGGAGUUGGGAGUACAAGUUGUAGUCCUCAAAUGAUAUACUAAUACAAGAGAAUCUCAGCACAUGAGAGGUGUGGUCAGAACAUAACAUGCGAGAAGCCGAGAACUAGUAAUGUAAGAUCCAAUUGAUUAGGCAGAUCCAAUUGCCCUUAAAUAGAAUAGAAGAGCUCUCUCUCAAUCUCCCCAACCUGUUAGCAGCAACCAUGGCGAAAAGAUUACAAGGCAAAGUAGCCCUCAUAACCGGCGGAGCCAGGGGGAUCGGUGCUGCAGCGGCGCGGCUCUUCUCCCAGCACGGCGCCAAAGUCGUGAUAGCAGACAUCCGGUCCGAUUUGGGCCAGUCUGUGUCCAGGCAGAUCCAGCUCGAGUCGGGCCACCCUGUUUCCUACGUUCAAUGCGAUGUGGCCGACGACUCGGAUAUGCAAGCCGCAGUCGACACCGCUGUUUCGACGCACGGGAAGCUCGACAUCAUGUACAGCAACGCCGGGAUAAUAGGGGAGAAGAUCAAUCUCCUGGAGAAGAAAGUAUGCAUAUUGUCCGUCAACCCCCAGGAGUUCAGGAAGAUGUUCGACGUCAACGUGUACGGAUCGUUCCUGGCGGCGAAGCACGCCGCCAGGGUGAUGAUCCCGGAGAAGAGCGGGACCAUUCUCCUCACUGGCAGCGUUGCAACGGCCACCUACGGGGGCGCGCCACACAUUUACGCAGCGUCGAAGCACGCGGUGGUGGGGCUGGCGAAGAACCUGUGCGUGGAGCUGGGCCAAUUCGGGAUUCGAGUGAACUGCAUCUCGCCGUUUGGGGCUGCGACUCCGAUGAACGAGGAGUGGAUUGGGUUGGACGAGAAGGCUCUGGAGGAGAUGUUCUCGGCGGUCGGGAAUCUGAAAGGAGUUGUUCUGAAACCUGAGGAUGUUGCGGAGGCCGCGUUGAACCUGGUGAGUGAUGAGUCCAAGUACCUAAGUGGGUUGAACCUUUUGGUUGAUGGUGGUUUCUGCCUCAAGAGUGCUUAUUAAUGGAAGUCUAGCCAGUCUUCCGGAUCAUAGCUUCGAUGCAAAAACGAUCCAAACUCAUUGUUCAGUUUUCUUACAUUUCCUUCUUUCCUUGUUGAACUUUACCGAUGAAGUGAAAGGAUAGAACUCAUAAUCUAAAUCCAAGGACCAUGCAUUAGACCAAAAGAUCAAUGUUGCAUCAUAAUAGACUAGUGGCAUCAUC